UAACUAUUAAAAAUGUUUGUAUGUGACACAUGAAAAACAAAAAAAAGUGUUUAGAAAGUGCAAAUAUCUGCCCAUGGUUAAUGAGUGAUCAUAGAAUCCUCAAAAUCCAACAGUUUCUUUACAUCUUACAUCCACCAAAAGUUUCAUCAAAUUCAUCCACUACUUUUUGAGUUAUGCUGCUCACAAUUAAAUCAAAGAAACAUAUGAAGAACCUAAAAGCCUAACCUAAAAUAAAGAACCAGUGUAUGACACUGUAUGACCUGCUUUCUCCUUUAAAUAUACACUUAUCCUUGUCAAUCAGCAUGCAGCAGCUCAUUGUGGUGUUUAAUGUUGUAAGCUUUGUUAUUUUUUAACAGUUAAUUGGUGUUAUCUUCACAUGUGGAAAACACAUUAUACUAUAUCAAUUACACAAAUACUACACUGAAGAAUAUAUAGUCAUUUGCAAUUGAGUAGUGAGUUUAUAGUGAAUUGCUUACUUGAACUAAUCAUUUCAAACAUUGUCAAAUACACGGCCUAACAAUAUCAAGAAAAUUAAAGUAUUUAAAAAAACUACACAUACAGUGAUCAAUGCAGUUCUUUUGCUGUAUUAUGUAUCAGUGUUAAAGCUCUUUUGUUCAUUGAUUCAUAAUUCACUGUAUAACACAUCAGUAAAUAAACCCAAAUGUCUGUUUCUAAUCAUUUUUUCCUGUCAUGGUCAUGAAUGUGGUCCUAGUGGUGAAGGACCAGAGUUUCAUCAGACAUGUCGGUGAGGGAGUCGUUUAACCCAGAAAGCUAUGAGCUGGACAAGAACUUCAGACUCACACGCUUCGCUGAACUCAAGGGCACAGGCUGCAAGGUGCCACAAGAUGUAUUACAGAAGCUGCUAGAAUCUUUACAGGAGAACCACUAUCAAGAGGAUGAACAGUUCCUGGGGGCAGUUAUGCCCCGGUUAGGCAUAGGUAUGGACACCUGUGUGAUCCCCCUCAGACAUGGAGGCCUUUCUCUGGUGCAGACUACAGAUUACAUCUACCCCAUUGUGGAUGACCCGUACAUGAUGGGAAGAAUUGCUUGUGCCAAUGUUCUAAGUGACCUAUAUGCCAUGGGAGUGACGGAGUGUGACAACAUGCUGAUGCUCUUGGGAGUCAGCAACAAAAUGUCAGAGAAGGAGAGGGACAAAGUCAUUCCAAUGGUCAUCCAGGGAUUCAAGGACGCAGCAGAGGAGGCGGGCACGUCUGUAACAGGAGGACAAACGGUGCUCAAUCCCUGGGUGGUGAUGGGUGGAGUUGCUACGACAGUCUGCCAGCCCAACGAAUUUAUCAUGCCAGACAAUGCAGUGCCCGGAGACGUGUUGGUAUUGACUAAGCCUCUGGGAACACAAGUUGCUGUAGCUGUACACCAAUGGUUAGAUAUUCCUGACAAGUGGAACAAAAUAAAAUUAGUGGUAACCCAGGAAGACGUCGAGCUGGCCUACCACGAAGCCAUGAUGAACAUGGCACGACUCAACAGGACAGCGGCCGGCCUCAUGCACACCUUCAACGCCCACGCAGCCACUGACAUCACAGGGUUCGGGAUCCUCGGCCACGCGCAGACGUUGGCGAAACAGCAGCGGAGCGAAGUGUCAUUUGUCAUCCACAAUCUCCCGGUCCUCGCCAAAAUGGCCGCCGUGUCCAAAGCCUGUGGCAACAUGUUUGGUCUCAUGCACGGCACCUGCCCAGAAACAUCAGGAGGCCUGCUCAUCUGUCUGCCACGGGAGCAGGCCGCGCGCUUCUGCGCCGAGAUCAAAUCUCCGAAGUACGGAGAGGGCCACCAAGCGUGGAUUAUCGGGAUUGUAGAAAAGGGAAACCGCAUGGCCCGCAUCAUCGACAAACCUCGGAUCAUUGAGGUGGCGCCGCAAGCUGCCACGCAGAACGUCAACCCGACCCCCGGUGCAACUUCUUAAUCCACCUUUGCUGAAUCACAGACCAGAAACCCUGAAAGCUCUGUUGAGUGAUUUUUAGACACAUAAACUACAAAAACCAUCCUAGAGUGUUGAAAUAUAUACACACACACACAAUAGUAUGUACACAGAAAAGACUGGGCUGGUGCUUCUACAUGGAAACCAGUGCAGCAACACAGUGGCUCGGAGGAGUAUGUCGCCACCCAGUGGACUCAACCUCAACUACACCCUCGAUAAAAAAAAUAUUGGUAAGAAAUAAGAGUGUACUUAAAAUCCAUAUGCCUUUUGUGUCUGUUGUAUUCUGUGAAAUGUGCUUGGAUGAAAGGCAGCUUGAUGAAGACAAUAAUAAUCCACAACGACACAUCAUGGCCAUUUUAUGACAAUAAUCUGAUGCUUUUGAUUCAUUUCGAAUCACAGGAAGUCUGGAGUCUGUCGCCUCUUUGCUCUUUGCUCUCAUCAAGCGACAUCAAGGUGGUGUGAUGUGUUUCUGUUUGUCCGUUCACUUUGUACAGUCAUAAAAAGCCUAGUUUUUAGUUCAUUGCUGUAACUGAUGCCUUGAAGGAGUUUGACCAGAAUGUUAAUUUCUUUCUUUUUUUUGUUUUUUUUUUAUUUCUUUGACUUUUUUUUGUAUUGUCCCCACACAAACUAAUAAAUAUUCAAAUAGAAGACGGUUUGUUUGAGCUGCAGCCACAAGCACGUACAUCAAUCUGUCACGAAGCUUCCAGCUCAAUAUGUUUAUUUUUGUUUAUCCUCAUCAUUGGAACAUAACUGUGCAUGUUCAAAUGGAAAUCAGAGCCCAUCUCUUAAAAUAAACUCCUUAUGAUAUA
Solea senegalensis (Senegalese sole) is the source of this 2742-nucleotide messenger RNA. It is a transcript of the gene sephs1, whose product is annotated as selenophosphate synthetase 1. Bases 740 to 1918 code for a protein of 392 amino acids. Gene Ontology annotation, biological process: L-selenocysteine biosynthetic process. Gene Ontology annotation, molecular function: ATP binding; selenide, water dikinase activity. Gene Ontology annotation, cellular component: cytoplasm. NCBI's taxonomy places the organism in Eukaryota, Metazoa, Chordata, Actinopteri, Pleuronectiformes, Soleidae. The record is from RefSeq and is a predicted model, not a curated record. The transcript is spliced from 9 exons.